AUGACGCUGAAGCUAAUUUCGAACUAUCCCACACCUGCAAUACCAACAGCCUCAUCAUCUGACAUCCUGAUCCGCGUAUCACACGUGUCAUUGCAGUUUAGUACGGAGAUUAUGAUGAAGCUACUGCCCAGUUUGCCCUUCAACAGUCCAUGGGUGCCGGAGAUUGAGCUUUCUGGUGAGGUGGUGGCGGCUGGCGGGGACGCACCGGCAGAGAUGCGCAAACCGGGCUCGCAUGUCGUCGCCUUUGAGAGUGUUCCUGGCUCCAUCUUCAUGGGCCGUGGUGUACUGGCGGAAUAUGUGCGAAUACCCGCCUGCCAGGUUGUAAACAUCGAGGCUGGUGUUGAUAUGGCAUCGGCCUCGGGGAUUAGCGGUUCCGGCAGCGUCGCGCUCAGGAUGGUACGCACAGCCGGUAUUGGUGCGGGUCAUUCUGUGCUCGUCAAUGGGGCUAGUGGAUCGGUCGGCUCACUGCUUCUACAGCUGUGCAAGCUUCGUGGUGCGAAGGUGGUCGGUAUAGCCAGCGGCGGUAAUGAGUUCACGGUGCGUGAUCUGGGCGUAGAUGAGUUUAUUGACUACCGUAAUCAUGAUAAUCUACCGGCUUACCUAGCGCGUCAAUAUGGUGAUAGGCCGUUUGACUUCGUGCUCGACUGUGUCGGUACGCAGGCACUUUUCGUGAACUCACCAGCUUAUCUCAAGGUCGAUGGAGCUGUGAUCAAUAUCGGCGUGUUUGAAGGUAUGUUUGCGUCGGCUCGCAAUGCAUUGCUGAAUAACUGGCUGCCGAUAUGGCUUGGUGGCGUGCCGCGCCGUUAUAUCAUGUUUAGCACGCCGCCAGCUUAUGAUGACGUGAUAUACCUGGCGCGUCUUAUUGAGGAGGGUCGACUGCGUAUCCCUGUCGACUCCGUAUUUAGCAUGGAGGAAGCAGUGGGUGCUUACGAGCGCAUCGCCACCAAACGUGCGCAAGGCAAGGUCGUGGUAAAGGUGCAAGGCGGAUAG
This is a messenger RNA of Penicillium salamii, 990 nucleotides long. The record is from the annotation of a GenBank genome assembly. NCBI's taxonomy places the organism in Eukaryota, Fungi, Ascomycota, Eurotiomycetes, Eurotiales, Aspergillaceae.